UGGCCAAACUCUGAGCUGCCAAAUCCCUUCUUAUGUCAGUUGUCCCCCCUCAAAAUAGCUUAAAAUAACUUGCUGUCAUCUUGUAAGAUUUUGGAUUGACGUGGGAAGCACUGAAAGCUGCCGACUUGGUGUUGUCACAGCAGCAAACUCCCGAACAAAAGGACGCCUCAGUUACAGUAUUUACUGUAGAGAUGUGUGGUGGAGCAGCAGGAUUAUGGUGAUGUUCCUGGAGGACCGGUGGACGCCGCAUUGAGAGCCACAGUCUUCAAUGACAAGUCACCCUGCUCGGUUUGCGCGCAGCUCCACACAGAUUAAGGACACACAUACACACACCCGCCUCCUCAGAAACGGCUCUCGGUUGGUCCAUCAGUCGGUCAGUCUUUAUCCUUCCCUGGCUCGCUCUGGUGAUGGUGUGUGUGUGAGUCCAGACUGGAGCGUUUUGAAACUACAAUGACGACGACAGGGAGGACGACGGAAGAGGGUCGCAAACACAUGACCGCUAUCACAGAGAGCGCGGUUUGGUGAUUUCUACGCGGAACAUUAAACUUCUUGAGGCCAUUAAACGGCGGCUAUUUUCGGAUUUUUUCCCCCCCACUGGAUGUUUCUCGCUGCCUAUAAAUGGAGGUGCCUCCGAGGGAAAAACUGAGUUGAGGUCUUUCACGCUGUGUGUGGGACGCUGAACGGGACCGUGGUGUUGCGUAAAGGCGCCGCGCUGCCAGUUUUGGAGAGUUGGGAAGCCGGAGUGCUGCCUCUCAGGAUAGGAUGAACAACUCAAAGAAUCAAAGGGACAGUGACAUUCAGAAGAAGAUUGACCAUGAGAUCCGGAUGCGCGAUGGAGCCUGCAAACUGCUGGCCGCCUGCUCCCAACGAGACCAGGCUUUGGAGGCGGCAAAGAGCCUCCAGACCUGCAGCACUCGCAUCAUGGCCUACAUGUCGGAGCUGCAGAGGAUGAAGGAAGCGCAGGUCAUGCAGAAGGUCACACGCAGAUCAUCGGAUGCAGGGCCGAUGGACGACAGACUCCCAUGCAAAGGAAAAGUGGCCAUCUCAGAUCUCCGGAUCCCUCUCAUGUGGAAAGACACAGAGUACUUCAAGAACAAAGGAGAGCUUCAUCGGUGUGCAGUGUUCUGCCUGCUGCAGCUGGGAGGAGAGAUCUUUGACACAGACAUGGUGAUAGUGGACCGGACACUCACCGAUAUUUGCUUUGACAACACCAUCGUAUUUAGCGAAGCCAGUCCAGGUUUUGAGCUGCGUGUUGAGCUGUACAGCUGCUGCUCAGAGGACGACUACUCUGCAGGAAGCACACCGAGGAAACUAGCCAGCAAGCUGAGCUCCUCACUUGGGCGAUCAGCGGGCAAGAAGCUCCGGGCCGCCAUGGAGCCUGGACCGUGUAGUCCUGUUAGCAACGGAGGGGCAGCCCCCCUCCUGCUGCCGGUUCCUUCUGUACCGGGCCCUAAGUACCACCUCUUAGCUCAUACCACCCUGUCGCUGUCACACGUCCAGGACAGCUUUCGCACGCAUGACCUCACCAUUUCAGGCAACGAAGAGUGUUCGUACUGGCUGCCGCUCUAUGGCAGCAUGUGCUGCCGCCUCGCAGCGCAGCCUCACUGUAUGACCCAACAGAUGAUGAGCGGAUGUUUGAAAGUUAAGCAGUGUGGAGGUGACCCCCAGACUUGGACAAAAGUAUACGCUGUUCUAAAAGGAACAAGCCUUUUCUGUUACCACCGGCAAGAAGACGUGGAGGCGAACAUCGAGCCAGCUUUUACCAUUGGCAUCAACAAGGAGACCAGAAUACGUGCAUCAGAGAAAGACCCUCACAGUAAAGUUCAGAAUAUCUGUAUCAGUAAUCAGUACGGAGGGGAGGCGGUCACCCACACGUUGACCACUGACAGCCGCGAGGACACACAUUCCUGGAUGGAGGCCUUUUGGCAACACUUCUAUGAUAUGAGCCAAUGGAAGCAAUGCUGUGAUGACUUAAUGAAAAUUGAACUUCCAUCACCAAGGAAACCGGCUCCUGUCACACCGAAACAGGGCUCUCUUUACCAUGAAAUGGUUAUUGAGUCAUCUGACGACCUGAGCAGCACUGUGUCGGACAUCUUGGCUCGGAGGAUGCAGGAGCUGGAGCUCCGCAGCCAACUGGGCACCUCUCCCACCUGGAUGUCUGUGUUUGAGGAGAACAAUGCCAAAUGCGCUGGCCGUACUCGUCACUGUACUUCUCGCCUGUCUGGCCACAGCCCCUGCACCCCUCAUCGACUGCCCCGGAGUCCCGCCAGCCCUCACCGCUGCCCACAGCUGGGUCUACUGUCCUCCGAUGCCAGUCUGACCUCAGACAGCGACAGCCACUGUAGCACCAGUCCCUGCUCUCACCACCAUGGCUGGCCUGAGCCUUCUUCAAACUUCUCUCUCUUGUCAUCCUCCCCGUCCCGCCUGAGGCCUCGCACUCUAUCGCUGGAUGCUAAGCUCAGCACCCUUCGAGGGAGGGGAUACGGAGGAGGAGGGGCCUUCCAGUGCCCAUGCCAGCCUCCUCCCUCGUCGCUGCUCGCCCCUCUCCCCAUCUCCUCUCGUUCUCCUCGGACACAGCACAGCACACAGACCACGCUCUCCUGCUCCAGCUCCACCUCCAGCAACAGCUCCAGCAACAGUGAGGGCAGCCACAGCCCAGAGUCAUCUGAGGGAGUCCCCUUCUCCAGGCCCUCCCCAGCUCGACGCAGCCUCAGGAACCUCAGGGCCAGACUUGAUCCUCGCACCUGGCUCCAAAGUCAGGUGUGAACUUGUUUCCUGACAGACGCUUUGUGCUCGCCUAAAGGCAGCAGUGCUUAUUAAACUGUGGUUUAACAGGCUUAACACAUGUGAACCAAACUCAGGCAAAUCUGCUAAGCUACAUGCACAGUCCCGAGGAGGAUGCCUCUGGCCAGCCUCCUGGUGGAGAACGGAUCAUGGAAGCCCCUCCUGGGACAAAUUGGAAUGUCCUCUAACACAAAAGACAAGUGACAAUCACUGCAGGAGUCUCUGUAAGUUGCUGAGUUGCCACAAUUUUGAACUAAAUUAAAUGGAAGGUACUCUGCUUGCUUUGAGAAAUGAUGAUCAUGCUGCUUGGGAGAAAGUGAAGCUAAAGACUUGCUCAGAUACAUGCCAUACUAAGCCUACUCUCUGUCUUUGGAAAUCUAAUUUUAAAACUGGAAAAGGUUUUAUUUUGUCCUCUGCAUCAGCCACUCAAAUAUCCUUUCAAGGUCAUCUCUGUUAAUGCACUAGCCCUAUUUUGACUGGAUGUUUCCUGUUAUGUUACAAAGGUUUGCGGUGUUUAUGCUAUGGAAGCCAGUGAGCAUGAGGCAAAAAUGAACAUGCAAGAUAAGCAAAGGUUUAUUAAGUCACAAGUUUUCAAAUGUUAGAAACUGUUAUGUGUGGAGGGAAGGGUUGAUGUUUGUUGCCUGUACUGUGAUACCUGCUUCAUUGUACUUACCAGACUAUUCACACAAUACCUGAUCUUUGUGGGUCUCCUAAAAUGACUAUGCACCGUUUUGUUUGUAUGCAUGAUUUGACUUACUUGAGGUCAUUUCAGCAGUGAAUCUGGUGAAAGCUUAGCCUAAUGCAAGUGCUCAUACUUACUGUACUGGUUACAACUGUGAUCUCUUCAGGGUAAAUUUCUGUGCUCUGCUCUUUACUUUUACAUGUUUAUCUGCACACUCCUGACAGGCUGCUGUCAGAUCCAGGUAAUAGAUCCUCAUUAACAUAGGACAAAUCCUGAAUAAACUGAUAUUAACCAAAGUUUAAGUAUUAUUGAAAGUCCAAGCCAUACCUAAAAUCUGCUAUACAGCAUCUUUGCAGUAUUGUUGGUUUUCAUUGUGUAGUGAUCCUAUAGAAAGUCCAAUAAAAUACAGAACAGCCACUAAACUAUUAUUAUGCAACCCAGAAAGACAUCUUGGAAUUGGUUUUAUGGUGGUUGUGGAAAUAUUUCGAUAUAAUUGAGUACUGAUAUGGCACUCUAGUCAACCAGAAGUUAAAUAAUUUAUUUACACUGCUGUUUUUUUUUAAUAUAAAUUAUGUUACUUGUUGCCAUUUAGCCAACUCUAUCAGAAGAAAACAGGAUCAAAUCUUAUAGGAGAAACGGUGUCCCUUGUCAGUGCAGUACAGCCUCUUUUUUUCUGUCUUUGUUUAUUGUGGUCUUUGGAAACAGUUGCCCUCUUGGAACUCAAGCGACCAUUUUUACUUAGAUAUGUCAAAUGCUUCGAAAAACAGCAUUUGUUACUGUAAAUUAAUUUUUAUAAGUUAACAAAUAAACCUCCUCUUUUUGUCUUUUGUUACAUUAUUUUGUUUAAAAAUGCAGCUGUACUGAUACCUGAUUCUCAUGUUGUUAACAGAUGAUGUGCAGAUCAUUAACUGUUCCGAAUAGAUAACAUUGAAUGUUAUAACCUUGCCAGAGUUUUCCGUGUUAGCAGGCUUUGUGUUCUGCAUGUGCGCCAUCCUAGGAGGCGAACAAAAGACGAGAAAUGUGGAAAUCUCGUUUAAAUAAUAUAACAUUAAUUAUAAUAAAUGUUUUAUCAAAUAA
This is a messenger RNA of Acanthochromis polyacanthus (spiny chromis), 4543 nucleotides long. RefSeq names its product rhotekin a (gene rtkna). NCBI's taxonomy places the organism in Eukaryota, Metazoa, Chordata, Actinopteri, Pomacentridae. The transcript has 11 exons. Gene Ontology annotation, cellular component: actomyosin contractile ring. The record is from RefSeq and is a predicted model, not a curated record. Gene Ontology annotation, biological process: signal transduction; mitotic cytokinesis; septin ring organization. The coding region runs from base 763 to 2766 and encodes 667 amino acids.